AUGGAUAUUCUUUUAAAGAAUGAAUUAAGUGAAAAAAGUCUUAAAAAUAGUAAAAUUUUAGCUUUAAAAGAAGAAAUUAUUACUUCUCAAAAAAAAGAUCGAAUUACAGAAUUGAUAGAAUUGUGUGAGGAUUCUUCUGAAGAAACGAGCCUUGAAGCACAAUAUGCAACAUAUGAGACGUUUUCUUGUUGGUUUUCCUCUGGGAUACUUUCUAAACCUAAAGGGGUUUCUGUGGACUCAUCUGAAAUGUCUACGUAUUUGUGGUGCAGGGAAAAAUAUGUUAAUUUUUCAGUUAAACUGCUUGAGAAGUUAUCUUUUACUAGACUUGAACAACAAGGACAUGCGUUCACAUUAUUGCUUCGAUUAAUUCGGGAUGAAAGUACAUCUGAAAAUCGAGGAUUUGUAAAUGAUUUGUAUUAUAGAGUGCUUAAAUCACUUCUCUUGAAUGAAAAUGCACAUGUUUUUUUUUUUCAUUAUAUAAUAAAAGAGUAUCUAAAUGAAUAUACGGAUUUGCAGUAUUAUUUUUAUAAAAAUACUUGUAAACUUACUAAGGAAGUGCUUGAGUGUAAAAAUGCGAAUUCAGGCUUAAUUGAAGCAUAUACAACGAAUCUUACAAUUCUUUUAGUAAAUAUGAAAACUGUUUUGUUUGAGGUUAAAAAGUUAUGGGUAUCAUCAGAUUCUUUUAUACAAAAUUUUCGUCCUUUAAAACAAAAACAUGUCUUUUCUAAUUCUUGGUUUACGGCUCUUCAAUUGCCUUUAAAAAAUUAUCAAUAUAAACUUGUUUUGAAUAUUUUUCAUUCUAAUGUCCUCCCUUUUUUUUCAAAACCACACUUAUUGAUGGAUUUUCUUACGGAUUCAUAUAAUGCAGGUGGAUCUGUCUCUCUUUUAGCACUAAAUGGUUUAUUUUAUCUUAUGCAAGAACACAAUCUUGAUUACCCAAAUUUUUUUACAAAACUUUAUGCUUUGUUUGACGAAAGUUUGUUUUAUAUUCGAUAUCGUGCUCGUUUUAUAAAAUUGGUUGACCUUUUUUUAUCCUCUACGCAUUUACCUGCUAGUAUUGUUGCUAGUUUUGUUAAGAGAAUGUCUCGGCUUAGUCUUUUAGCAAAUCCCGGAGGAAUAAUUAUGAUUAUUCCUUUUGUUUAUAACCUUUUAAAGCGGCAUCCAACAUGUAUCGUUCUUAUCCAUAGACCUUUUAUUAAAUCAAUUUUUGAAGACCCUUUUUUGGAACAGGAGCUAGACCCCAGUAAAACCAGGGCUUUGGAUAGUAGCUUGUGGGAACUUGCUACACUUGUAGACCAUUAUCAUCCUAUUGUUUCAACAUUGGCUCGGAUUUUUUCAGAACAGUUUACAAAGCCUAGUUACAAUUUGUCUGAUUUUCUUGAUUAUUCUUAUUCAAACAUAAUUGACUUAGAAAUGAAUUGUAAAAUGAAAAAGUCUCCUGCUAUAGAAUAUCAAAGUGCAGAUAGCACUUUUGUUUCAAAAGAAGAAAAUAAUUCUAUAUUUGCUUCAUUAUGGAAUUUAAAUGAUAUAUCAAUAUAG
Pneumocystis jirovecii RU7 is the source of this 1539-nucleotide messenger RNA. RefSeq names its product ribosome biosynthesis protein NOC4. Gene Ontology annotation, biological process: ribosome biogenesis. Gene Ontology annotation, cellular component: nucleolus; Noc4p-Nop14p complex; small-subunit processome. NCBI's taxonomy places the organism in Eukaryota, Fungi, Ascomycota, Pneumocystomycetes, Pneumocystales, Pneumocystaceae. The coding region runs from base 1 to 1539 and encodes 512 amino acids. The transcript is spliced from 8 exons. The record is from RefSeq and is a predicted model, not a curated record.